UUAAUAUGAUGUCAUGUGUCCUCUGUCCUGCAGAUAAGGACAGGCGGCCGUUCUGCUCCCUGAACCCGUCCUCGCCAACGUGCCGCUGCAACGACGGCCGCUGUAACGCUGUACUCAAAGUAACUCUGGAGUCACAGAGACCGAGAACUACAAGAACUACAACUCCCAGCAUCAUCACCACCUCCGCUACUACUACAAAUUUCCUCAAUGCAGCUAAAACUACGACUACUUCAAGUACAACUGAACUAGAAACUACAACUGAGCUGGAAACUACAACUGCAAUGGAAACUACAACUGAACUAGAAACUACAACUGAACUAGAAACUACAACUGAACUAGAAACUACAACGGAAACUACAACUGCAAUGGAAACUACAACUGAACUAGAAACUACAACGGAAAUUGAAACUACAACUGCAAUGGAAACUACAACAGAGCUGGAAACUACAACUGCAAUGGAAACUACAACUGAGCUGGAAACUACAACUGCAAUGGAAACUACAACUGAACUAGAAACUACAACUGCAAUGGAAACUACAACUGAACUAGAAACUACAACUGAGCUGGAAACUACAACUCCUACAAUACCUACAACUAAAUAUGUUACUUCUAGUACUAUUUCAAGUACAACGUCUGCGGCUACGAGUACUUCUACUGCGGAUACUUCUCCUACAGUGGGACCAACAACAACAACGGUAACCAUGACGACGACGUCCACCCGCUCAC
This is a messenger RNA of Etheostoma cragini (Arkansas darter), 726 nucleotides long. Its product is annotated as cell wall protein DAN4-like. NCBI's taxonomy places the organism in Eukaryota, Metazoa, Chordata, Actinopteri, Perciformes, Percidae. The transcript has 2 exons. The record is from RefSeq and is a predicted model, not a curated record. The annotation marks the transcript as partial.